CAUGGCCGGACUCCCCUGCAUCUUGCUGCCAAUAAGGGCCAUCUUCCUGUGGUCCAGAUCUUGCUGAAGGCUGGCUGCGACCUUGAUGUCCAGGAUGAUAUACUGAUCUUUAUGGCAUGGUAAGAACUGAGAAUUAGUUGAAGAAUGACCUCCAGUGGCCUGGAGUGGGAUUAUUAUGAAUUUCAACCUGUGGAAACCAGUUCUUUAGAUUAUGCAACUCCAGGAGCAAAUUCUUUCUUGCUUCCUUCCAAUCGUGUCAACUCUCAUUGGAGCGCUAAUGCCAUCUCUGAUUGGUCAAUGAGCAAUCACAUAGCUCCCGCCUCAGAAAUAGUCCAGGAUGCUGUGGCCACAGUGAAAGCCAUGAAAGAAGACAAAAAUAAGAAAAACCACAGAGGGAAGGUUAGGAAGGACCCUAGAAGAUCAGAGAGAGAAAAAGAGGGGGACCAGACCGCCUUGCACCGGGCCACAGUGGUGGGGAACACGGAGAUCAUCGCGGCGCUCAUCCACGAAGGGUGUGCCCUGGACAGACAAGACAAGGAUGGGAAUACAGCCUUGCAUGAAGCAUCCUGGCAUGGUUUCAGCCAGUCAGCCAAGCUGCUCGUUAAAGCAGGAGCCAACGUGCUUGCCAAGAACAAGGCGGGGAACACAGCUCUGCACCUGGCCUGCCAGAACAGCCACUCCCAGAGCACGCGCGUCCUCCUGCUGGCCGGGUCCCGCGCUGACCUCAAAAAUAAUGCAGGAGACACCUGUUUGCACGUUGCUGCGCGCUAUAAUCACUUGUCCAUCAUUAGGCUCCUCCUCACUGCUUUCUGUUCUGUCCAUGAAAAGAACCAGGCUGGAGACACAGCACUUCACGUUGCUGCUGCCCUAAAUCACAAGAAGGUGGCCAAAAUCUUACUGGAAGCCGGAGCAGAUACGACCAUUGUUAACAACGCAGGCCAGACUCCGCUGGAGACUGCCCGCUACCACAAUAACCCGGAAGUUGCUCUUCUCCUUACUAAAGCUCCCCAGGUCUUGCGCUUCAGUCGUGGGCGAAGCCUGAGGAAAAAGAGAGAGAGGCUCAAGGAAGAGAGGAGAGCCCAGUCUGUGCCAAGAGAUGAGGUGGCCCAAAGCAAGGGCAGUGUCUCAGCAGGAGACACCCCCAGCAGUGAACAGGCUGUGGCCAGAAAAGAAGAAGCCAGAGAAGAGUUCCUGUCAGCCUCCCCAGAACCCAAAGCAAAGGAUGACAGGAGGAGAAAGUCAAGGCCCAAGGUGUCAGCAUUUUCUGACCCCACCCCACCAGCCGACCAACAGCCUGGACACCAGAAGAACCUGCAUGCUCAUAAUCACCCUAAAAAGAGGAACAGGCAUCGGUGUUCAUCCCCACCCCCACCCCAUGAGUUCAGGGCAUAUCAGCUCUACACAUUGUACCGGGGCAAGGAUGGGAAAGUGAUGCAGGCACCAAUAAAUGGUUGUCGAUGUGAACCUCUAAUCAACAAGCUGGAGAAUCAGUUGGAGGCUACUGUGGAGGAGAUAAAAGCAGAGCUGGGAUCGGUUCAGGACAAAGUGAAUACAAAGCUGGGGCAGAUGGAGAAUAAGACCCAGCACCAAAUGCGUGUUUUGGACAAGCUGAUGGUUGAGCGACUUUCUGCAGAGAGGACGGAGUGCCUGAACCGCCUGCAACAGCACUCAGACACAGAGAAGCAUGAGGGGGAGAAACGACAGAUAUCCUUGGUGGAUGAAUUAAAAACCUGGUGCAUGUUAAAGAUUCAGAAUCUGGAGCAGAAGCUUUCUGGAGAUUCUAGGGCCUGCAGAGCUAAAUCCACACCAUCUACUUGCGAGUCCUCUACAGGUGUGGAUCAAUUAGUGGUGACUGCAGGUCCAGCAGCAGCUUCCGACAGCUCCCCUCCAGUGGUUAGGCCCAAAGAAAAGGCCCUCAACUCCACUGCUACCCAGAGACUCCAGCAGGAGCUGUCAUCUUCUGACUGUACAGGCUCCCGACUGAGAAACGUCAAGGUCCAGACAGCCUUGCUACCCAUGAAUGAGGCAGCCAGAUCUGAUCAGCAGGCUGGGCCCUGCAUCAACAGAGGCACUCAAACUAAGAAGUCUGGGAAGAGUGGGCCAACAAGGCAUCGUGCCCAGCAACCUGCAGCCAGCAGCACCUGUGGGCAGCCGCCACCAGCCACAGGCAGCGAGCAGACUGGCCCUCACAUUCGGGACACCUCCCAAGCUCUGGAGCUUACCCAGUAUUUUUUUGAGGCUGUUUCUACCCAGAUGGAAAAGUGGUAUGAAAGGAAGAUUGAAGAAGCACGAAGCCAAGCCAAUCAGAAAGCCCAGCAAGAUAAGGCUACACUGAAAGAACACAUUAAAAGUUUAGAAGAGGAACUUGCCAAACUAAGGACUAGGGUGCAGAAGGAAAAUUAGCACCAAUAAAGAGGAAACAUGAAAGGAUUCUUGAAGAUUUCCAGUUUUGCAGCUGCAUAAUAGCUAUGCCCAAGGAGUCAACUAUUGUAUAUAUUGCAGAUUUGCCUUUUUUAAAAAAUCACUAAUUCUACAAUGUGCCAGAUACAUGUUUCCUAUGCCCAGGAAGUUAUGAAGACUUCAACAAUUAAACUGAAACCAGGGGAAGCUUGCUUAGUUUUGGGUUUCAUUAUAAACAGCCUCAGUCCAGGUUAAUCUGAAGUUUGAAAGCUCAGAUUAAGCAAGCCAUGCCAAGAAACUGGACGAUGUGUAAGCCUAGACUCUAAAAUUCAAGAUGUGUGAAAUAAUAUAAGUCAAAAGCAAGAAAAACGUAAUCCCGUCUGAACUCAAGUAGUCAUUCAUAUAAAUUUGAACACACCUGUGCCUAGACAAGUGUCUUUCUGUAAGAGCUGUAACUCUGAGAUGUGCUAAAUAAACCCUCUUUCUCAAA
Molecule: messenger RNA, 2890 nt
Organism: Gorilla gorilla gorilla (western lowland gorilla)
Lineage: Eukaryota; Metazoa; Chordata; Mammalia; Primates; Hominidae
Gene: ANKRD6
Product: ankyrin repeat domain 6
Exons: 15
Coding region: 145-2403 (752 amino acids)
Biological process (GO): positive regulation of JNK cascade; negative regulation of canonical Wnt signaling pathway; protein K6-linked ubiquitination
Cellular component (GO): BRCA1-A complex; nucleus; cytoplasm
Molecular function (GO): protein binding; ubiquitin-protein transferase activity
Source: RefSeq, a predicted model, not a curated record